GAGGAAGUGGGAAGCCGUUUAGGAUUUGGCCGAGCUCCACGUGAGCUUCCGUAGUAUCCAUAGGAACGAAAGACGACAACACAAGGUGCGCGAGAGCUUUCUUCCUCUCCUGAGGGCGUUUCAAAUCAAAUGAAGUGUUUGGUAAUUUUUUUAAAAUUAUUUUUAAUUUCCGUCACCCUGUUAAAGUAACCUAAAAAACACAAACUAUCGGAUGUCAGUGACAAAAUAGACUAGCCAGGGAUGGAAACCAGUUCGCCAUUUUAUUAUAUGCUUCGUGCUUCCGGUCAAGGUGAAGUUUGGCGCGAUUUCACAGAAGACAUCAAGUUUCAACAAUAUGGCUGGCGCUGCUCUACUAAUGAGGAGGCUUAUUCAGCCGCUACCCUGAUUGGAAACUGGUCAGAAAAAAGGUUCGACACCAGUGAAGCCAAAGCAUUACGACGCCCUCUGCCGUCCCAGUUCUCUCACUACUUUGACACCACAUACUCCUUCACUUACAACAAGGAAGAGAAACCACCAGUUUACAGUUCUUUUAAGAAAGAGCCCAGAAGCUUCCCGGGUCACCAGCCUGAACUGGACCCACCUCACACCAAGCAUGUGCCGAACUCCUGCUACAGAUUGGACUUCAGUGGGCGUCACUCAUCUGGACAGACCAAAGUUAUACAGGAAAAUAAUAGCAAGAUGCUGGAUACAUGCACUGCUUCCAAAAACUCCUCUACAUCCUCUCAAUAAAGUCAAAUCUUCUUUCUGUGUACAUGUCCGUAUUGUGUGAAGAGCACAAAACGUACUCUGUUAAAGGUGUUACAAAAUGCAAUAGUUGAUUAUUUUUAUUUCUUACUAGAACAAAUAUUCUACAUAUUUCCCAGGUUAUAAGAAAAUAAUUAUUUAAGCAUUAGUGUGUUAUGUGUCUGAGAACCUGUUUGGAAAACUGCGGUGUGGUCUGGUCUGUUUACAUGGGCCUCCCGUUAGUCUUUUUAUUGACACUGCUCAACACUGCUUAAUUCCACCCCCAUCUCCGUUAGGCAGAUACUGUGAGUGAAAAAAUCACAUCAUGCUUCCAAAUAUUUAAUGACAAGAAACAGAGUAAAACUAAAAUAAAUGCUCCUCCUGGACAUGCAUGUAAAUGAAGUUUGUAUAAAGUGUUUAUAGAAAUCUAUGCGGUGCUAGCUAUGACGAUGCUAACUACCUAAAGUGGGUAGUGGUGGUCAGCUGAAAAAACUCAUCGGAGCUCAUUACAAAGAAAAGCAGGACAGUGGCACUCUUGGCCAAAAUCACAGGUCAGGGUAAAAUGCUAACACCCAUGUAAUAGAACUACGCAGGCCACUAUAGAUUCUGGUGGCAUGGCUUUGUAGACAUUGGUGGGAAUGGGAUGGAAGUUCAAGGAGAAAAAAAAUCACUCUAACUUGUCCUUCAGAUUGCAUAUUUGGCAGAUAAAACAAUGCAGAUAUGGAUUGAUUCUCUCGCACACAAUACAGAAAUGUACUAAAACUAACAAUCCUUACACCAUCUGCACAAUCAAGUGUGACAUAAUUGUAUGAAGAAUUGAUAUUAGCUCAUAUACAUGCACUUGCAUGCAUUCUUUGUUUGGUCUGUAAUAUUGGAAUACUGAUAGCAUGCCAUGGAUUUGGGGUGUAAAUGCCAUGACAUUGUUACUGACUUUUUCUCUGUUGUAAGAUUCUUUCUCUCAUCAGUGAUUAAUGUUGUCAUCUUGUUUGUUAAGCUAGUAUACAAUUCUUGGCACCAGCAUGCAUUGGGAUGCAUUAAUGAAUUAACACUAUUCCUACUCAAGAACUGUAUUAAGUAUUGUAUUGUAUUACUUACUUUUUACUGUUGGCACCCAUCAGUUCUUACACUUUUAUGUAAAUAAGAGUUAAGAAGUACAUAGAUAGAAAGAGACCCAGACAUGUUUCAUCUUUAAAUGACCACAGAUUUAUUAUUAGCUUGUAGCCAUCCGUAUACACAUGGAAACUGUUGUGGCUACAUUUCGCUUGAUGUGCGUGGUGUGAAUAGUCAGGAAUGUUAAAGCAGGGAACUAACAAAACAGUAGGAUGUAGGCCUUUUUCACUGAUCCGAGACCAGUUUAGUAAUUUGCUCUUAUUACCUUUCAUCUCAAAAUAACAUUGGAAAGGAAAUGCUGGGACCAGAACAGUGUAAAAGGCCACCUUGACUCAAAUGCCGACUUGUGUGCUCCCCCACAUUUGUUCCUCUUUGGUAUUUAGUAUGCAAUGGUAAACACAGGGAACAUGAGGAA
Molecule: messenger RNA, 2248 nt
Organism: Pangasianodon hypophthalmus (striped catfish)
Lineage: Eukaryota; Metazoa; Chordata; Actinopteri; Siluriformes; Pangasiidae
Gene: cfap68
Product: cilia and flagella associated protein 68
Exons: 3
Coding region: 241-729 (162 amino acids)
Cellular component (GO): nucleus
Source: RefSeq, a predicted model, not a curated record